This is a messenger RNA of Suncus etruscus (white-toothed pygmy shrew), 1219 nucleotides long. RefSeq names its product ninjurin 1 (gene NINJ1). Bases 97 to 552 code for a protein of 151 amino acids. The transcript has 4 exons. Gene Ontology annotation, cellular component: membrane. Gene Ontology annotation, biological process: cell adhesion; tissue regeneration. The record is from RefSeq and is a predicted model, not a curated record. Lineage: Eukaryota; Metazoa; Chordata; Mammalia; Eulipotyphla; Soricidae.
GGGGCGCGGCGCGGCGGGCACGCAGCGGGGCCCCAGGCGGAGCGGUGGCGCGGACUGUCCUUAGGCCGGGAGGGACGGGGCCCGGGCGGCCGCACCAUGGACUCGGGCGCCGAGGAGUACGAGCUCAACGGCGACCUGCACCCAGGCUCCCCCGGCUCUCCGGGCGCCUCGCCACCUCACUGGGGACGGAAUCGGCCCAUCAACGUGAACCACUAUGCCAACAAGAAGAGUGCAGCUGAGAGCAUGCUGGACAUCGCAUUGCUGAUGGCCAACGCCUCCCAGCUGAAGGCCGUCAUCGAGCAGGGCCCCAGCUUUGCCUUCUUUGUACCCCUAGUGGUCCUCAUCUCCAUCUCCCUGGUGCUGCAGAUCGGCGUGGGCGUCCUGCUCAUCUUUCUGGUCAAGUAUGACCUCAACAACCCUGCCAAGCACGCCAAGCUGGAUUUCCUCAACAACCUGGCCACGGGCCUGGUCUUCAUUAUUGUUGUGGUCAACAUCUUCAUCACUGCCUUUGGCGUCCAGAAGCCCCUGGUGGAUGUGGCCUCUCAGCAGUAGGGGCUCAGGUGUCCGGAUCCAGUGAACUUGGCCUGCAGCUCUGCACCUGCUGGCAGGAGUGUUAGAGGCGUAUGGCCUCAUAGCACUUGUCCACCAAUAUCCAUCAUUGCUGUCUAGGUCCCAGGCAGCAUCAAUCUUGACAGUACUGAGGAGAUUGGAGCACCGCUGAUGGCGAAGCUGGCUUCCAGGCUGGCUGCCUCUCUUCCUCCUCUCCUUCCUCACAUCUCCCUGGCCCGCAUCUCCUGGACCUUCAGCCAAUCUUCUAGACUGCACAUGAGGACACACUGGGCUGUGUCCUGGAAGCUUCUCUGGACCAUGGUGAAAGGCCUGUGAGGCAGACAAGACCUGAGGACACUGGCCAGAGCCGGGACAUGAGGAAUAGGGCAGGCUGUGAUCUCAGGACAUUUUCAAAGAGACAAGGACACCACCACUUCACCCAGUGUAGUGUGUGAGACAAACCUGGGAACCCGCCUCUCCAUUCCUGAUGCCUUCUUGGUCCCCGCUGUGGCCGCUAAUCUGUGCCUCAUGCCUGGGCUGGGCAGCCCCAAGCCCUAGUCCUAUCACAUACCCUCCACCAGCACUUAGGGGCAGUGCCACCCCUCCUUGGGGGCCGAGCCCCAGUUUUCUAAGUAUGAGUGACCAAUAAAGCUGAUGCUUUUUCUGUGCA